ACCUUAUCCCCAUUUUCUUCCUAAAUUCAUUCUACAUACGAUUACAAAAUAAUAAUAAUAAUAAUCAAUUAUAAUUCUUGAGAAAAAUUUUCAUUAUUAUCAGGGUAAUGAAAUUGAAAGCUGAUGACAACUAAUCAAAUGUUAUAUUUCCCAUUUUCACCUCUUAAACUAACUAAUCAUCAUCAUCAGGUGAUAUGGCGGCACGUUGUUAAAUGUGCUGCCAAUCGAACUUCUCGACGAUUAAUCAAGUUAAACCCCGCUGAAGGGAAAAUUGCUAAAAAGCCAAGUAAGACUGAACAUCACUUAUGGACUAAGAGAGAUUCGGCUGCAUCUGGCCAAAAGGCACUUAAUCUUGUUCAAAUUGUUUGUGGAUUGCCAAAUGAGAAAGAGGUUGUGUAUGGGGAACUUGAUAAGUGGACAGCAUGGGAGUCGGAAUUUCCGGUCAUAGCAGUAGCCAAGGCUCUUAAUAUCCUAAAGCAGCGGAAACAAUGGAAACGAGUCAUUCAAGUGGCCAAAUGGAUGUUUGGUAAAGGCCAAGGAAUGACAAUGGGAUCAUUUGACACUCUCUUACUUGCAUUUGAUAUGGACCAAAGGGUAGAUGAAGCACAAUCAUUUUGGAACAUGAUUUUACAUACGCAUGAAAGAUCCAUUUCAAGAAGGUUGUUUUCAAGAAUGAUAUCCAUUUAUGCUCAUCAUAACAUGCCUGAAAAUAUUAUAGAGGUGUUUGCAGACAUGGAGGAACUAGGAGUAAAACCAGAUGAGGACACUGCACGGAAAGUUGCUCGUGCUUUUGAAAAAGUCGGUGAAAUGGAGAAACAAAAGCUAGUCCUUAAGAAAUAUUUGAGUGAAUGGAAAUACAUCCAUUUUAAGGGAGAACGAGUAAGGGUUAAAAGAUUUGCAUGGAGUGAAUAGAUUCAUUUGAACAAAGUUAGUUUUGGUUCCGGACUAUGUUGACCAAUUACACAAACCGACUUCGCACCCAUCUUGCUCUAAACUGAUUACUCAGCACUUUGAAGGGAAAUGGGCCGGUCCUUAAUGAGAAGUUGAAACUUUACCCCAAGGUAACCUGACACCAUCAAACUCAUAUUAGUGCUUUCUACCUCGGUUCUACGUCACUUGGCUAGUUCUUGUGAGAGACCAACAAAACUGCAACUUUAUCCAUGUGCUGCACAGUGAAAUAGUGCUAUAACUAUAAAUCUUGAAUCUGCAAUCUUUUAUAGGUGACUUCACUUCACUAUAUGUAGUCUUCAUACAUUGUAUUGUUCUGUAUAUAUCUCAUAUCAAUCGAGGGUCGGUUGAUCUAUUUAUGA
This is a messenger RNA of Erigeron canadensis, 1310 nucleotides long. RefSeq names its product pentatricopeptide repeat-containing protein At4g18975, chloroplastic-like. Bases 124 to 912 code for a protein of 262 amino acids. The record is from RefSeq and is a predicted model, not a curated record. NCBI's taxonomy places the organism in Eukaryota, Viridiplantae, Streptophyta, Magnoliopsida, Asterales, Asteraceae. The transcript has 6 exons. Gene Ontology annotation, molecular function: protein binding.